Molecule: messenger RNA, 3051 nt
Organism: Monoraphidium neglectum
Lineage: Eukaryota; Viridiplantae; Chlorophyta; Chlorophyceae; Sphaeropleales; Selenastraceae
Product: centriole proteome protein
Exons: 12
Coding region: 1-3051 (1016 amino acids)
Biological process (GO): cilium assembly
Cellular component (GO): MKS complex
Source: RefSeq, a predicted model, not a curated record
AUGGACGGGGAGGAGUUCCGCACAGUGCGCUAUGUCACACAAGAUCCAAUCCAGAAUUUGCGGAUACGAGUCACGCUCACGCGGCUGAGCGCACAGCGCGGCGGCAAGGCAAACAUCGCACAGCAGGUGCCUGAUGCAGCCAACGCGCACGACAACGCCGCGGGCGGCGACGCCGUCGCCGUCGUUGCGGUGGCCGCCCCCACGACGCGCCCUCAGCCUGCGCACGAGACGAGGGUUUUCGGGUGGCAAGAGAAGGUUUUCAGCAGGGCGGAGGUCGCGGCGGCGCAGGCGGCGGCACGCGAGGGGGCGCCCGCGGCAGCCGGGGGGCGGGUGUCCCCGACACGUCGUGCGGAGCACUUUGGCUCGCAGCAGCACUUUGGGGCUGAAAAGCUCCUGGAGGGCCCGCCCGAGGAGGGCGCCCUGUUUUCAUACGUUCACACUGACAAUGUCUGUGAGGCGGCGGAGACACUGAAGGCUGUCAGCACCAGCGAGCACGAGGCGGGCAACCACCUCAUGCGGCGCCUGAGGGGGGACCCGCGCUACAGGCAGAAGAUGCUCAACUUCCGCUGCAUGUACAUAGUCGCUGACCUGGGAGACGAGCGGGCGGCGGCUGGCUGCAGCGAAAAGGUGUUGGUCGCGGUGCGCGCGCACGCGGACGGCAGCUUUGACAUGCGGCCAGGGUUCAGCGAAGGGGGGCGGCGCUACCGCUUUGAGGACGACCACGGCAGCAUAUACGAGUACACCGUGGAGAGCGCCUCGCGCACAGACCCGCCCUGCCUGGAGCGCCGCGCUGCGAAGCUCGGCGCCGCCCUCGCAGCCUCGACCGCGGCCGGGCUGCGGCGCGGCGGGCCGGGCUCGUCGCCUGCCGCCCUGCGGCUCGCGUUGUUUGGGGAGCUGGUGGCGGGUGCGGGCUUCGAGGUCGACCGGUUGUAUGUGGAGUGGCGCGUCGCAUAUGAUCCGGCGAUCUGGCUGCUGCAGGGGCCGACGGAGGCGUGCGAUGCCGACCGGCCGGGCGUGCUGCAGGGCGUGACUCACGUCUCCCGGGUGGUGCUCUACCCGGAGCACCCGGCUGACCCAGCGCCGCCGCCGUGGGUGGCGCACUGGGCGCACCCCUUUGAGGCGGAGUGGGUCGCGAGGGAGGUGCCGCAACCAAACAAGUGGCCGGUCCUCACACUGCAGGUCUGCUCGUACGACCCCUGGGACCGGUACACCUGUGAGGGCUACGGCUGGCUGCGGCUGGGCACCGCGGCCGGCAGCGCGACGCACUUGGUGCCCACUUGGAAGCCGCAGGGAACUCGUCGGGACCAGCAGGAAGCCUUCUUCAUCGGCGGAUCACCAGAGCUGGCCGACAUUGCAACUGUCGCCCAGUCACGCCCCUCAGAAGGCGCCCAACUGGCCGCAGCGGGCGCCCCCGUUGCUGCCGGCAGCGGCCCCUGCAUGCUCAACAAGUACGGCUUUAAAACAGUGUCCAGCGGGACCGUCAAGGUGCGGCUGCACUGCGUGCACCAGUUUGGCGGCUGCGGCGGCGGCGGCGGCCCAGGGUCCCCGAACAAGGGCGCAGUGCAGCAGCGGCAGGGUGGUGGUGGUGGCGGCGGCGGCGGCCCGCGGGGCCGCAAGGAGCUGCGUCUGGCGGUCGUGCUGGAGCGGGCGCGCGCGCGGCUGGAGGACGCGCGCGCCGGCGGCGGCGAGGUCGCGGUGCGCGGCGGCGUCGUCGCGGCGGCGCCGUUUGUGCGGCGGCAGCCGGCGGACGCGGCGGUGGAUGAGGGCGCGACGGUGCAGUUCAGCGUCGUGGCCGGGGGCGCCGAGCCUCUGGUGUACAGGUGGCACAAGGACGGUCGCCGACUGCGCGUCGCAACGGCCGACACACCCGACCUGAUGAUCGUGGGCGUCACCGGUGCCGACGCGGGGCAGUACCACUGCGAAGUGACUAACCCGGACGGCGAGGCGUCCAGCGGCCGCGCGGUGCUGACCGUGCGGCGGGUGUCGCGGCUGCAGAGGGUGACGGCGGGGGAGGCGGCGGGCGGCGGGAGGGAUGGCGCAGAAGGCGGGUCUCCCGUGCCAAACGGAGCGCUGGGCAGCCGCACGACCGUGCCCCGCACCCUGCUGCGGGGCGGCGGCGGCCUGCCCUACAACCCCCGCGCCGGGGCGACGUCGCCCGCCCUCACGCGCCCGCCCGCCGCCAGCCGCGGCGCCGACCCGGGCGGGAGCGGCAGCGCCCCGCCGCAGCAAGAGCGGCGCGCGCGCGCAAACUUGUUCCGGGCGCGCGCGGGCGCCGGCCUCGGCAGCGAGCGGUCGGGGGGUGGCGGCAGCCGCAGCCAGGCUGCAGAUGGCGCGGGCGCGGCCGGCCUGCCGCCGCUGCAGGGGGGAGCAUGGCGCGGGGGGCUGCUGCAGGGCACCCUUGAAGGGCAGCAGCAGCAGCAGCAGCAGCAGCAGCAGCAGCAGCAGCAGCAGCAGCAGCCGCAGCAGCAGCCGCAGCAGCAGCCGCAGCAGCAGCCGCAGCAGCACCAGCCGCCGCCGCCGCAGCAGCAGCCGCCGCCGCAGCAGCAGCAGCCGCAGCAGCAGCAGCAGCAGCAGCAGCAGGAGCUAGAGGACAGCAGCGCGCCUUGGGGCAGCCCGCAGCGGCAGCCAGGGCGCCCGCAGCAGGAGGGUCCGCCCUCCCCCUGGCAUCACAUUGGCAGCCCAAGCGGCCUGCCUCAUCAGGGUGAGGCAGCUUCCCCCCAAACAAUUAGUCAAGCGGGAGCACCAGGGGCGGCGGCAGCAGGGAGUGGGGGCAGCGGUCAAGAGGCGGCGCGGGCGGGUGCCAGCCGAGCAGCGAGCCUAGCGGGCAGCGUCGGCCACAGCACGCCCCCUGCAGGGCCUGGCAGCCCAAGAGGCAGCGCCUCGGGGGCGCCGCGGCAGAGCGGCGGCGGGGCCGAGGGGCAGGCCGCGGCGCCGCAGGGGCUGGGCAGCCACGAGCCGUCCGUGGGGUCGGUGUCGAGCGCAGCGUCGCUGCUGUCGCGGCGCGCAUCAGGGCCGGGGCGGCGCGCGCGGGUGUCUGAGGCUUCUGGGUGA